Balaenoptera musculus (blue whale) is the source of this 1047-nucleotide messenger RNA. Its product is annotated as heterogeneous nuclear ribonucleoprotein A1-like. Lineage: Eukaryota; Metazoa; Chordata; Mammalia; Artiodactyla; Balaenopteridae. The record is from RefSeq and is a predicted model, not a curated record. The transcript has a single exon. Gene Ontology annotation, molecular function: RNA binding.
UUCCUGCCUCCACUGCCGUCAUGUCUAAGUCAGAGUCACCCAAAGAGCCCGAACAGCUGCGGAAGCUCUUCCUCGGAGGUUUGAGCUUUGAAACAACCGAUGAGAGUCUGAGGAGCCAUUCUGAGCAGUGGGGAGCGCUCACAGAUUGUGUGGUAACGAGGGAUCCGAACACCAAGCGCUCCAGAGGCUUCGGGUUUGUCACGUAUGCCACUGUGGAGGAGGUGGAUGUGGCCAUGAAUGCAGGGCCACACAAGGCGGAUGGGAGAGUUGUAGAACCAAAGAGGGCCGUCUCAAGAGAAGAUUCUCAAAGACCUGGUGCCCACUUAACUGUGAAAAAGAUUUUUGUUGGUGGCAUUAAAGGAGACACUGAAGAACAUCACCUAAGAGAUUAUUUUGAACAGUACGGGAAAAUUGAAGUGAUUGAAAUCAUGACUGACCGAGGCAGUGGCAAAAAGAGAGGCUUUGCUUUUGUAACCUUUGAUGACCAUGACUCUGUAGACAAGAUUGUCAUUCCGAAAUACCACACUGUGAAUGGCCACAACUGUGAAGUAAGGAAAGCCCUAUGGAAGCAAGAGAUGGCUGGUGCUUCAUCCAGCCAAAGAGGUCGAAGUGGUUCUGGAAACUUUGGUGGUGGUCACGGAGGUGGUUUUGGUGGGAGUGACAGCUUUGGUCGUGGAGGAGACUUCAGUGGUCGAGGUGGCUUUGGUGGCAGCCACGGUGGUGGUGGCUAUGGUGGCAGUGGGGACGGCUAUAAUGGAUUUGGUAAUGAUGGAAGCAAUUUUGGAAGUGGUGGAAGCUACACUUGAAGUGGUGGCAGUUACAACAAUCAAUCUUCAAAUUUUGGACCCAUGAAAGGAGGAAACUUUGGAGGCAGAAGUUCUGGCCCCUAUGGUGGUGGAGGCCCAUACUUUGCCAAACCCCGAAACCAAGGUAGCGAUGGUGGUUCCAGCAGCAGCAGUAGCUAUGGCAGUGGCAGAAGGUUUUGAUUACUGCCAGGGAGUAGUGUGCUACUACAGGCUUAUCAACUCUUAAAAAACAAAAUUCCAG